UUUGCCUCAUCCUGUUUUUUCACAUGGACAGCUAUAUGUUGCUUUAUCAAGGGUCAGAACAUCAAGUUCAAUAAAAUUCUUAAUUCGACCGCCAGUUGCUGAUAUGGAUUCAACAUGUGAAACAAGAAAUGUUGUGUACACUGAAAUUUUGCAUGCGGCGACAUGAUGAUAAAUCUGGGUACUUUGUAGAAGGCAGGUAUUUAUAGGGGUGUACUCUUUUUUGGGGUAGUCUUAGUUUGAAAUAGAGAUUAGGAUAGAAUUAGUUAAACAUUUAGGAUCAUAUAAUAUUGAAUUCCAAUUAGUUAAGAUUAUGAUCUAACUGUUAUUGCUUGUUUUGUAAUUCAAAUGCUUUUGUUACUUACUGCCAUGAUCCAAUUAGGUUGUCAAGAAAUGGAAGAGCGUUUGAUUCCAAUGAAUGAGAUUCUCCCAGGAACGAAGGAAUGGAAAUGCAAGGUGAGAGUGAUCAAGAAGCAAGAACCUAAGCAAGCUAACAAUAAUCCUAAUAAAUUUCAGAAAUUAAUCUUGGGUGAUGGCUUGGGCCACACUCUUGAUGCCGUGAUAUUCCAUGAUAAUAUAGAUAGGUUCAAACAUGUGCUUCAAGAGGGUAAUGUUUACAUGGUGAAAGGAGCCUAUGUUUCUGAUCCAAAGCAAUACAGGAAUCCAAUUGUGACAUGUAAUUACCAAUGGACGUUCAGAAAAGAUACUUCGGUGAAUGAAGAACCAAAUGAUUCGAUACCUGCUGGUGGACUAAGUUUUAGAGCAACUCCAAGUUGCGAGUUCCACAAAUUCCUCUCAACAAAGACAUUGAUCAAUACUGCUUGUGUCAUUAUUGGUACCCAUGAACCUCGGGUUGUCACAGUCAAAGGACAGGGUAAAGUCAUUCGUGAGUAUGCUGCCAUUGAUACAGAGCUGGAAACGUUUGUGGUGACAUUUUGGGAAACUUCUGUAUCCGAUGAGAUCUAUGCUAAAUUGGAACCUAUUUCGAAUAGGACACCGUUGCUGUUGUUGAUUUUUUCAGUCGUGCCAUAUUACGGAUUGAGUCUGACCACCAAUGCUCAGUCAAUUGUCUUGGAUAGCUCUGAGAAUGAAAUGCUAAUUGAACUAGAGAGAUGGAAGCAAGAGAAUGAAGAGGCCAUCAACAUGUUAGUACAAACUGGUGGUUUUUUUGAAAAUAAAGUGUUGCGCUCACCUAAGCAACCCCUGCAGAUUACUAAAGUGGAACAAAUGUUGCAGAAUCAAGAGGUGACUUACUUUAUAUUGUACUUGCACAAGUAACGUGAUUUUAACAUUUUUUUUUAAUUUCUUUUCCAGAAUACAUACUUUAAUGUAAAAGUUAAAGCAAGAUUGGAAAAUGAAUACCAAGACUACUUUUACAUUGGUUGUCCAAUAUGU
Messenger RNA from Salvia miltiorrhiza (redroot sage), 1392 nucleotides. Its product is annotated as replication protein A 70 kDa DNA-binding subunit B-like. The record is from RefSeq and is a predicted model, not a curated record. Bases 346 to 1275 code for a protein of 309 amino acids. The transcript has 6 exons. Lineage: Eukaryota; Viridiplantae; Streptophyta; Magnoliopsida; Lamiales; Lamiaceae.